Molecule: messenger RNA, 1871 nt
Organism: Cryptomeria japonica (Japanese cedar)
Lineage: Eukaryota; Viridiplantae; Streptophyta; Pinopsida; Cupressales; Cupressaceae
Exons: 12
Coding region: 128-1360 (410 amino acids)
Molecular function (GO): tRNA binding
Source: RefSeq, a predicted model, not a curated record
UAAACCUAAAAUAAAUGGGCGAGGAGAACGGUCUUUCGUAUAGCACAGCAACAACUAUAUAUAGCAAGUGCCAACACCUCCAAGGGAAGCGAGGAGUGAGCAAUUCAUUGUAGCCGGGUUUUCUAAAAUGGGCAGGGAGAACGAUGCAGGGUUGGAAGAUGCAAAGCGCAAGCAAGCUUGCAUAACGGUUCUCUGCAAAUAUCUUUCAAUCAAUCUUCCUCCUGAUGCUUUACCAAAAGCUUAUUUAGAAUGGCCAGACCUUAAAUCUAUAUGCACAAACUUGGUAACAUCAUCGGGAAAAGAAAGUGUUUUGGGCACCUCUUCUGAGGAACAUGAAGAGAUUCGCAGAUGGUUAGAAUAUGCAAACAGUUUUCAUUUAGAUUCCAACUCUGGUUUGUCUAAAUUAAAGAAUUUCAAUGAAAAUUUACUGCAAAGGUCAGUUCUUGCAUCCAAGGGAUUAAACCCUUCUGUAGCUGAUGUGAUCGUGUGGAUAUCACUUCAUGAUGUUGUGAUUGCACUUUCCGCUGCUGACAGAAGAAGUGUUCCGAAUCUGAUGCGGUGGUUUGAUUACAUUCAGAAUAAGGAAGACUUCAGUGCAGUAUAUGAGAAGAUCAAUGUGGAAAAGCCAGAAUUCGCAUCAAAACUCUUCCCAGGAAAACCACUUCAGCCUGGAGAGGAUGGUGUUAAGUCUACAGUUAUUAGUUCUGAUAUAAAUAUGACCGAUGGCACAGAGAAGAUAGAUAAAAAUAAAAAUGUAGAAAAGAAGGAUAAGGAAAGUGAAAAGGGAAAGGAAAAGGAUAAGAAGAAAGCCAAAGAAGAGAAAAAGAAGAAUGAAGAAAAGGAACCAAUUGAAAAGAAGGAAAUAGAAGUCAGUAUUUCAGUACUUGACAUUAAAGUUGGUGUCAUUCGCAAGGCUUGGAAACACCCAUCAGCAGAGAGUUUGCUGGUUGAGGAAAUAGAUGUGGGAGAAGACAAGGUCAGGCAGGUUGUGAGUGGACUGGCAAAACAUUAUGGUGCAGAUGAACUACUGAAUCGUCGGGUACUUGUUAUCACAAAUGUAAAGCCAGGGAAGCUCAGGGAUAUGAUGUCUGCAGGUUUGGUUCUCUGUGCUUCUAACCCCAACAAUAGCAUUAUUGAACCCUUGUUGCCACCAAAGGAGGCUAAAAUUGGUGAGCAAGUCAUAUUUUCUGGGCAUGAAGGAAAGCCAGAGGAAGUCUUGAAUCCGAAGAAGAAGCAGUUGGAAAAGAUCACACCGCACUUAUUCACUGAUGAUAAGGGUGUGGCAACAUACAAGGGAGUGCCUUUCAUGACAUCUGCUGGGCCCUGCCAUUCGUCUCUUUCAAAUGCAGGAAUCAAGUAAUAAGGUGAUCCAUUUCCUGCACAAGUGCCUUAGCGGUGUUAUCAGAUGGGUUUCAACUCACCAUUGUUUGAGACUUGAGUAUCAGCUGAGUUGAAUUUCCUUGAAUAUACUUUUUUUGUAAGAUUCAGUAUAUAAUUUCUACUCAUCCCAACCUUAUAAUUAUUAACAUCUAGCCAAGCAAGGAAGCUCUUCAAUGACCAGACAAUGAAUGACUUGCAUUUUCAUUUGCGUGUUUAAUUUGUUUAGAGUCCCCAUGCUUGGCAGAUGCUUUAUUUGGGGGUGUGUAAUAUGUUAAAUGAUGGAUUAGAUUCUAUCCACACAUUCUAAGGCCCUUUCAAGUCUUAUUGAUCUUCACCCAACCAGGCAAGAUAGACAUAACAAUGGUUCUGUUACAAUGCAGGACUUCUCUGCUUGGUCCUUCAACACAUGGCUCGUGUCCCUUCAGGUUAUUGUUUCUAUCAAAGUUAACUGUUUUUUGGGAAAGGAAAAUAUAUUUUCUGUUAUUGGUGUA